Messenger RNA from Pteropus alecto (black flying fox), 1769 nucleotides. RefSeq names its product transforming growth factor beta 1 induced transcript 1 (gene TGFB1I1). Bases 140 to 1618 code for a protein of 492 amino acids. Gene Ontology annotation, cellular component: filamentous actin; stress fiber; adherens junction. The record is from RefSeq and is a predicted model, not a curated record. Gene Ontology annotation, molecular function: muscle alpha-actinin binding; actin binding. Gene Ontology annotation, biological process: actin cytoskeleton organization; muscle structure development. The transcript has 11 exons. NCBI's taxonomy places the organism in Eukaryota, Metazoa, Chordata, Mammalia, Chiroptera, Pteropodidae.
GUUCCCUUGUCCCCAGCUCCUCACUAUCCUCUGGACCUACUUCCCUAUACUGGACUCCCUCGCGAUCCUUGCAUCGCCCCAUCCCUGUCUCCUCUCUUCUCACUCCUGGUCUAUCUGCCCGCGCCUUCUUUCCGACUCCAUGUCCUCCUUCCUGCCUCUCUCUUCCUGCCUUUCCCGAGCCAGCCGCUCCCUCCCUUCUUCCCUCGCUCUGCUCCUCCAUCACUGGCUGUGGACAGAUGAGCAAGGAGAUGCCCUGCUGUCUGACCUGGAAACCACCACCUCACACAUGCCAAGGUCAGGAGCUCCAAAAGAGCGGACCCCAGAGCCCCUCGCAUCUCCCCUGUCCUAUGGCCAGCCACAGAUGGGGCCAGGGGAGUCUUCAGGAGCCUCUGAGGACAAGGACCAUCUGUACAGUACGGUAUGCAAGCCUCGGUCCCCCAAGCCUGCAGCCCCUGCGGCCCCUCCAUUCUCCUCUUCCAGCGGUGUCUUGGGCACGGGGCUCUGUGAGCUAGACCGGUUGCUUCAGGAACUUAAUGCUACUCAGUUCAACAUCACAGAUGAAAUAAUGUCUCAGUUCCCAUCUAGCAAGGAGACUGCAGGGGAGCUGAAGGAGGACCAAUCUGAGGACAAGAAACGGCCCAGCCUCCCUUCUAGCCCAUCCCCUGUUCUCCCAAAGACUUCAGCCACCUCGGCUACCCUAGAGCUGGAUAGAUUGAUGGCCUCACUCUCUGACUUCCGAGUCCAGAACCACCUUCCAGCUUCUGGGCCAACCCAGCCACCAGUGCCAAGUUCCACGAAUGAGGGCUCCCCAUCCCCACCAGGGCCUACUGGCAAGGGCAGCCUAGACACCAUGCUGGGGCUGCUGCAGUCCGACCUAACCCGCCGUGGCAUUCCCACCCAGGCAAAGGGCCUCUGUGGCUCCUGCAAUAAACAUAUUGCUGGACAAGUGGUGACAGCGCUGGGGCGUGCUUGGCACCCUGAGCACUUCGUUUGUAGUGGCUGUUCCGUUGCCCUGGGAGGCAGCAGCUUCUUCGAGAAGGAUGGAGCCCCCUUCUGCCCUGAGUGCUACUUCCAGCGCUUCUCCCCACGAUGUGGCCUCUGCAAUCAACCCAUCAGACAUAAGAUGGUUACUGCCUUGGGCACUCACUGGCACCCAGAGCACUUCUGUUGCGUCAGUUGCGGGGAGCCCUUCGGAGAUGAGGGUUUCCAUGAGCGCGAGGGCCGCCCGUACUGCCGCCAGGACUUCCUGCAGCUGUUCGCUCCACGCUGCCAGGGCUGCCAAGGCCCCAUCCUGGAUAACUACAUUUCGGCGCUCAGUGCACUCUGGCACCCAGACUGUUUCGUCUGCAGGGAAUGCUUCGCGCCCUUCUCAGCAGGCAGCUUUUUCGAGCACGAGGGCCGCCCGCUGUGCGAGAACCAUUUCCACGAGAGGCGUGGUUCGCUGUGCGCUACAUGUGGCCUCCCUGUGACCGGCCGCUGUGUCUCAGCCCUGGGCCGUCGCUUCCACCCGGACCACUUCACCUGCACCUUCUGCCUGCGCGCGCUCACCAAGGGCUCCUUCCAAGAGCGUGCCGGCAAGCCGUACUGCCAGCCCUGCUUCCUCAAGCUCUUCGGCUGACUGCCUGCGAGGGCUCGCCCCACCCCUCCCCAGUGGGGGUGGGACCACGGCCCCAGAGACCCCGCCCUGACCCAAGAGAUCUCCCUCUCCAGACUCUAAGGCCUUGCUCUUUGAGCUUGGGGCUCUCCUCAGCCCCGCCCUGUGAGGCCCC